Molecule: messenger RNA, 3730 nt
Organism: Prosopis cineraria
Lineage: Eukaryota; Viridiplantae; Streptophyta; Magnoliopsida; Fabales; Fabaceae
Product: G-type lectin S-receptor-like serine/threonine-protein kinase SD2-5
Exons: 2
Coding region: 872-3334 (820 amino acids)
Biological process (GO): protein phosphorylation
Molecular function (GO): protein serine/threonine kinase activity; ATP binding
Source: RefSeq, a predicted model, not a curated record
UUUCCAUAUUUUCUCCCCUGAGGUAGCGUGCCGCAUUGUGUAUGUAUAGAAUAUUGUAGCAAAACAAAAGAAAACUGCCCCAAAAAAAAGAAAAACAAAACCAUCGAUCACUCAAGUUUUUAUGCAGAAAAGGAGUUCUUGGAUCCGUCAAAGCCAUGGUCAACCCACAAACCGAAAAAUCGUCUUGUGUUUAGCAGUUCCACUGCCCUCGAGAACAAGGCAAACACCAGACCUCUCAUCCCCUCUCCGUAUGACAGGAGCACAAACAGAACUUGAGAGACAAAGCCAGCAACAGCACACGCGUCUGCAAAUCCACUUGUUUCUUCUCUUAGCCAUUUUAUCAAAUUUACAGGGGUGACUGGUGAGGUCAACCUUCUGAUGCUCUCUUCUCUAUUCUUCCUUCUUCUACACUUCAUUAAAUGCUAUUACUGCGUUGGGGAAGCAUUCUCACGCCCCUCAAUUAUGCUGAAGAGUACCCUUCAACUGUCUCUUCUGGUCUUCUUUCCAUUCGUCCUCCCUUCUUCAGUCUCAAUCCUCUCCUUUAUUAUAUCUGUGCUUUCGUGACCUUCGACUUCUUUUAUCCGUAUCAAUUUUGGCCUUGUUCAUUCGCCGUGGAAUCUCCAUCAACAAGAUUCUGGCGCGGCGAGAAGAAAAUCGCAUCUGUAUAUUUUACCUUUGCUCGUGUUGCGAACUUCCUCUUUCAUAGUCGGUGACGGACACGAUUUCGUUUUCUUCAAGGGAAACUCCAAGUUACAAGACGCGCCGAAAAGUACCCAUUCUUCAAAUUACGAUUUCCAGGAUUUUCUUCCUUGUUCGCGACAUUAAAUUCCCCGAACAAUAGCAGGUUUUCUGAGACCUUUUGACAGGAGCCAUGAAGAAAACCUGGUCAUUCAUCCAUAUCAUAGGUAUCCUGUGCCUGUCUAAUCUCCUCUUGUCUGAAAUCUCUCUGGCUGGCAUUCAGAGCAUCGGCACGAUCACUCCUGGGUUUCAAGGCUCUCAGAUGACUUGGAUUGACAAAAACGGUAAGUUUCUCAUAUCGGACAAUGGAGAAUUUAUGCUUGGCUUCAUCCCUACACCGAACGACAACUCGUUAUAUCUUCUAGUAAUCGUCCACGGCGACAAUUCCAUGGUGGUUUGGACAGCAAACAGAGACCUCCCUGUUAGUAAUUCUGACAAGUUUGUGUUCGACAAAACCGGUAAUGUCUUUCUACAGAAAGGAAGCGCCGUGGUUUGGUCUACAGAUACCAAGGGCAAAGGUGUUUCUUCAAUGGAGUUACAGGACUCAGGAAACUUGGUGUUGCUUGCUAACGAUAACAGUACAAUUUGGCAGAGUUUCAGCCAUCCAACUGAUACGUUAUUGCCAAAGCAGGAAUUCACAGAGGGAAUGAAACUUGUCAGUAAACCUAACCCAAAUAACUUGACCCACGUUCUGGAGAUCAAAUCUAGUGAUUUAGUUCUCUCUGCUGGUUUUAAGAACCCACAGCCCUAUUGGUCUCUGCAGAAAGAUGACCGCAAAAUCAUUGAUAAAGACGGUAACGCGGUGGCUUCAGCCUCCAUCACUGCAAACUCAUGGAAGUUCUAUGAUAAAAAUAAAUCCUUGUUAUGGCAGUUCGUUUUUGCUGAAGAUUCAUCGGGCACAAAUUCCACUUGGGCUGCCGUUCUGGGAAGUGAUGGUUUCAUCACUUUCGCUAAUCUCAAUGGUGGAAGUUCGAUUAAUCCCUCGCCAACAAGGAUUCCCAAAGAUUCUUGCAGCACACCUGAACCUUGUGAUCCUUAUUACAUAUGUUCGGAUGAUAACAAGUGCCGUUGCCCUUCGGCUCUGAGAUCUGGUGCCAAUUGCAAACCAGGUCUUGUCUCUCCUUGUGAUGACUCAAAGGUAUCCGCAGAACUCGUGCAAGGUGAUGGUGGUCUUGGUUACUUCGCUCUUGGAUUCCUUUCGCCAUUCUCCAAAACUGAUUUGGAUGGCUGCAAAUCUUCUUGUCUAGGAAAUUGCUCAUGUCUUGCGGUGUUCUUCCACAAUAAUUCAGGGAACUGUUUCCUGUUGGAUAGUAUAGGAAGCUUUGAGAAUUCUGAUGCAGACUUAGGUUUUGUUUCUUACAUUAAGGUCUCGAGUAAUGGAGGAUCUAGCUCUUCAGGUGGCAGUGGAAGCAGCAAGAAGCACAUUGUGGUGGUGGUGGUUAUUAUCAUAACUACUUUGCUUGUCAUUUUGGGGCUGCUCUAUGUGGGACUUAGAUGCUACAGAAGAAAACAAAAAUUUGCUGAGUCUGCAAGAGGGAGUUCAGAAGAGGACAAUUUCUUGGAGAAUAUUACUGGAAUGCCUGUCCGUUUCAGCUAUAAAGACAUGCAAACAGCUACUAAGAACUUCUCUGAGAAACUUGGACAUGGAGGUUUUGGCUCAGUUUAUAAAGGAGUUCUACCAGAUGGGUCUCUACUAGCUGUGAAGAAGCUGGAAAGCAUAGGCCAAGGAAAGAAAGAGUUCAGGGCUGAAGUUAGCAUCAUUGGUAGCAUUCAUCAUCUUCAUCUGGUUAGGCUUAAAGGAUUCUGUGCUGAAGGAACUCAUCGCCUGCUUGCUUAUGAGUUUAUGGCAAAUGGCUCAUUAGAUAAAUGGAUAUUCAAGAAAAGUGAAAGAGAAUUCAUGUUGGAUUGGGAUACGAGGUUUAAUAUUGCUUUAGCCACAGCAAAAGGGCUUGCAUACCUGCAUGAGGACUGUGAUUCAAAGAUUGUUCACUGUGACAUCAAACCAGAAAAUGUGCUUCUUGAUGAGAAUUUCCUUGCCAAAGUUUCAGAUUUUGGAUUGGCUAAACUCAUGAAUCGCGAACAAAGCCUUGUUUUCACAACACUGAGGGGAACUAGGGGAUAUCUUGCACCAGAGUGGAUCACAAACUAUGCUAUAUCAGAGAAAAGUGAUGUGUACAGCUAUGGGAUGGUGUUGCUAGAGAUUAUUGGGGGAAGGAAAAACUAUGAUCCUAACGAAUCUUCAGACAAAUCUUUCUUCCCAACCUUUGCUUUCAAGAUGAUGGAAGAAGGGAAGUUGAAAAAUCUUCUUGAUUCAAAAUUGAGAAUAGAUGAAAAUGAUGAGAGGUUUCAUAUUGCCAUCAAAGUUGCUUUGUGGUGCAUACAGGAAGAUAUGUCUUUGAGGCCUUCCAUGACCAAAGUUGUUCAGAUGCUUGAGGGUCUCUCUACUGUUCCUAAGCCGCCACCAUCUUCUCCCAUGGGUUCUCGCCUUUACUCGUCUUUAUUCAAAUCUAUGAGUGAAGGUGGUACCUCUUCUGGACCAUCAGACUGUAAUAGUGAUGCAUAUCUUUCAGCUGUUAGGCUUUCAGGACCAAGAUAAAGGUAAAAUGUUUUUUUUUUUUUUCCGGUUUUUUUAGGGGACGUCACCUUGGUUAGCUAUCCUUGUAUAUGGUUCCACACACUUUUUUUUAUUUUUAUAUACUUUGAUUGGUUACUCGAGUUUUGUAAUGUGAAUAUCCGCUUAUCUAAUACACUAUAGCUAUGUAAGCUGUGUUGAAAGAUGUUAUCUGGUAGCUUUAUGUUUUGCAAAAUUGCCAGGAAUGGAAAAGAUUCUCUUUCGAGGGAAAUAGGUCCUUGUAAAGACACAGCAAAGUUGUGCUUAUUAAGGACUUACUAGAGGUAGAAGGCAAGUCAAUUUCAACAACUAUUAUAUCAUCCUGCGUAUUUGUUGAACUUGUGCAUAAUUACAUUUUGGACUUCUCUAUUCAAUUAUCAA